Neoarthrinium moseri is the source of this 1023-nucleotide messenger RNA. RefSeq lists its product as uncharacterized. The record is from RefSeq and is a predicted model, not a curated record. Lineage: Eukaryota; Fungi; Ascomycota; Sordariomycetes; Amphisphaeriales; Apiosporaceae. The coding region runs from base 1 to 1023 and encodes 340 amino acids. The transcript has 4 exons.
AUGGAUCGACAUGGCGAGUGUAGAUCGAGAGAGUUUCUCGACCCUUUGCGCGGCCCAGGGAAAACAAUGGGCAAGAAGCAUAGCACCCCGCUACAGGCAUGGGCGUGGUUGCGCUACUGUGACGCGGUCACCGGCCUGUGUGACGCAAAAACGGUGAGGCUACCGCCUGCCUACGCUGCUGCUGCCACUGCCACGGCCACGGCCAACGGGUUCCUGCGCUGCACGAUCCCCAUCGACGAUUCCACCGUCACCUGUUCUUCCUGUCCCGGCCGGGCUCUAGUGUUUGAAGGGCUGGCUGGCCGCUUUUGUCUAGCGGUUCUUCAGGCGUCUGGUCCCAGCACCGUCAAGCCUGCCUGGACGUCGUCCAGGACACCGACGGUACCUAGGUUAGGUCAGAUCGUUUGGUGGUCGGCAACCAGGACCAGUGGGUUGUGGGUACCUGGCGCCCUGGCCAGAGCCCAGAACUCCCAGGGCCAGCCUACGCCCGCCAGCAGCACAAAAGUCUGGACCCUGGCCGGCCGCUCAUCAGUGCAUUUUGGUCUCCGGUUGAUGGUCCCCGUGCAGGAGGGCAGGCCCCAUCUUCCCAGCGGCGGCAUGCAACAUGGGCCUGGGUGUGGCGAUGGCGAGUACUUUGGAAGGAUCGAAGCUUUAGGAUCAUCCGUUGUCCUGGGCUCUUCACGUGGUGCGGGGCCUCUUAACUGCCAAUCCAAUACCAACUUGGGUAAAGUACAGACGCUGGCAGGCGGCGAGGGUUUCGACAAACAGCCGCCCGGCGCCCCUUGGCUGAUGGGCCGGCGAUCUUGCCUAUCUGCCCGCGAACACCCUUGUCCGCAGCAGCAACGUCGCCCUUGUUGUAACUCUACGAUACCACUGAUGGUCCUUGGAACUGGGCUGCACGUGCACCAAGACAUCUCGCACGACGAUCUCACUACCUCCCCCCUCAAAGCCCGCUACAUUCCCAGGCUCCUGCUGGCGUCCGCAAGGGUCGGAAAGGGAGCUCUGCUGCAAAUCGGCCGUCACUGA